Messenger RNA from Brienomyrus brachyistius, 1201 nucleotides. RefSeq names its product forkhead box A sequence (gene foxa). Bases 1 to 1173 code for a protein of 390 amino acids. The transcript is spliced from 2 exons. The record is from RefSeq and is a predicted model, not a curated record. Gene Ontology annotation, molecular function: RNA polymerase II cis-regulatory region sequence-specific DNA binding; DNA-binding transcription factor activity, RNA polymerase II-specific. NCBI's taxonomy places the organism in Eukaryota, Metazoa, Chordata, Actinopteri, Osteoglossiformes, Mormyridae. Gene Ontology annotation, biological process: regulation of transcription by RNA polymerase II; cell differentiation; anatomical structure morphogenesis.
AUGAUUCGUGGUGUCAAACUGGAAAACAACGAAGAAUGGACGGCAUUUUAUCAGGAUGAGGUUUACCCUGGAGGGGGCAGCAUGGCGCCCGGGCUGGGUGGAUACGUACCUUCCAAUGCUCCAUACUUGAGCGGCAGCCACCAGGACACUGGUAUCUCUGCCGGGGCUCCCAUGGGCCUGGGUGCGCCAGUGAGCCAGUUUGGGGUCCUGCAGCCGGACGUGUACGUCGGGGAUGGCAAAAGGGGGCCGUACGCUUUCGAUGCAGCCGUAGGGGAGUCCAAGGGAGGAUACCGGCGUAACUUCAGUCAUGCCAAGCCUCCCUAUUCCUACAUUUCCCUCAUCAGCAUGGCCAUCCAGCAAGCCCCGGCCAAGAAGCUCACACUGAACGAGAUUUACCAGUGGAUCCGGCAGCUCUUCCCCUACUACAGGCAGAACCAACAGCGCUGGCAAAAUUCCAUCCGGCAUUCCCUGUCCUUCAACGACUGUUUUGUCCGCGUGCCGCGCUCCCCCGACUCCCCGGGGAAAGGCUCCUACUGGGCCCUGCACCCCGACUCGGGCAACAUGUUCGAGAACGGCUGCUACAUGCGUCGGCAGAAGCGCUUCCGGUGUCCGCGAGGCUCAGAGCGAAAGGCCCCGCGGGAGGACAAGGUCCCCGAGCCCAACGACGUGGCCAUUCCCUCCACCUCCUCCACCUCCUCAGAUGGCUCUCCUCCGGCCCAACCCCCCCUUGUUGUCGCCAGCCCCCAGAUACCCAAAUCUCCAUCCCCUCCACUUCCAUUUCAGCCCCCCAGUCUUUCUCCAUCCUCGUCCCUUCAUCCCUCCAUCUCCGGCCAGCAUCCCCUCUGCCUUUCUCCCCCCAAGCUUCCUCAGGUACCCAUGUCAUCUACAGUCCAGCAACCUCUACCUCCAGUCCCACCCCCUUGUCUGUCACUUGAUCCGUGUCUCCGUAGCGAACCACUCACCCAGCACCCGUUCUCCAUCUCCCAGCUCAUGGGGGUGGAACGGGGAGACCUACACCCUUAUGACUCCUCCACAGGCUUCCCCAACUACUAUACCCCAUCCUCCUCCCAAUACUCUAACCCCUACUCCACCACUUGGGAUGGAGCUCCUUUUAUGGGGGAUUCCAUGUAUUACCCCAACAUGUGCUCUGUCCCCAUACUGAGCUCCUCUUGAGCUGAGAGACAGAAAGGGAGAGAGAGAG